GAAAGAUUGUGAACGUGUGAGUGUGCUAGUCAUAAUUAAUAGAAAAAAACCACGGAAAUAUAAUGGAAUGGAUGUUGGGAUUUAAAAAAUUUGAAUUCCAAACAAUUUUUUAAAUCUUUUAUUUAUUUUUUAGUUUUUAUUUUGUAAGUAAAACAUUUAUUUUUAUAUAAAAAAUAAUUGGCAUUUCGUAAUAGUAAUAUUGAUUUUGGAGUACAAAGAAAUGAGUGAAAUAAUAGCUGCUAAGCGAGCCAAGGUAGACGAUAAUGAAUUACCAUUGGAUCUCAGUUUGAAAUCUCAAUCAGCAGCUUCAAUAAAAAUAAAUCAUGACAAUAAAUCCAGCGUUGUGAAUAAUCAUCAGCACCUUGAAGAUGAUGUAGAUGAUGAUACUAACCUUAUUGAACUAUCUUUUGCUUUGGCAGAUAUUCCAAGCAAAUUAUUAGCCCUGGAAUAUGAAUUGACCAAAAGGAUAGAACAUAUUACAUUCGGUCCACCGGUGGAAUAUAUUUAUAGUCCCAUUGAAUAUGCAUUAUCAGUCCAUUCUAAUUUUCUUCAAAAAUAUUGCCGCACAACAAAGAAGAUUUUAUUUCUUGCUAUGAAUCCUGGACCUUGGGGCAUGUCGCAAACAGGAAUUCCAUUCGGUGAAAUAAAUGCAGUCGUAAAUUGGCUGAAAGUUUCAGGCUUUAUUGAAAAACCAUCAAGAGAACAACCUGAUAAAAAAAUAACAGGAUUUGCAUGUACUCGUAGCGAAAUAAGUGGUCGAAGAUUUUGGAAUUUAUUUAAAGACAUGUGCGGUAAUCCUGAAAAUUUCUUCCAAUACUCAUUUCUUCGUAAUUAUUGCCCUGUGGCUUUGAUGGAUGCUGGAGGUCGUAAUAUAACUCCUGCAGAGCUAAAGGGCCCAGAGCAAAAAGAAUUACGUGAUGUCUGUGAUUUAGCUUUAUUAGCAAUUAUAAAGCUUCUAAAAGUCGAGAAAAUUGUUGGAAUAGGAAGAUUUGCGGAGCAGAGAGCAAAAAAUGUCAUUAAAGUAGCUGGAUUGACAACAAAAAUUUUUUGGAUGCCUCAUCCUAGUCCUCGAUCAACUGGCAACGAAAAUUGGAGUGAGAAAGCGAUAAAAACUUUACAUGAAUUAAAUUUAUUGCAAUUUUUCACUAAUAAUAAUAAAUCAAAUGAUCAAGGACGAGUUUCAUGAAGAAAUAAAUUGUACAGAAGAUACGAUGGAUAAUGAA
Molecule: messenger RNA, 1223 nt
Organism: Chelonus insularis
Lineage: Eukaryota; Metazoa; Arthropoda; Insecta; Hymenoptera; Braconidae
Gene: Smug
Product: Single-strand-selective monofunctional uracil-DNA glycosylase
Exons: 3
Coding region: 221-1186 (321 amino acids)
Biological process (GO): base-excision repair
Molecular function (GO): single-strand selective uracil DNA N-glycosylase activity; oxidized pyrimidine nucleobase lesion DNA N-glycosylase activity
Source: RefSeq, a predicted model, not a curated record